CGACGGCGGUGGCCGAGGAAGCGUAGCGCCGAGAGAGGAGCGUCACCUCCGCGUUGCGUCACGUGGGCCGACCCGGGGGGAUGGAAAGGAAAGCGUAGAACUUCUUCCGGGUCACUGUCAAUAGGCUCAACCUGGGGCGGGAACCUCUUUCCUCUUCCCUGUAACACACGGGCUGCACCGACUUGAGGUGCUUGUGAUUCGGUGAUGAGUUCCCAGAAAGGCAACGUGGCUCGGUCCAGGCCUCAGAAGCACCAGAACACGUUCACCUUCAAAAAUGACAAGUUCGAUAAGAGUGUUCAGACCAAGAAAAUUAAUGCAAAACUUCAUGAUGGAGUAUGUCAGCGCUGCAAAGAAGUUCUUGAGUGGCGUGUAAAAUACAGCAAGUACAAACCACUGUCAAAACCUAAGAAGUGGGAAAGACCUCGCUCUUCUACUGUCGGUGAAAGGAGGCCAAAUGCAUCCCAGUAUAUUGAGUGAGAUAAGAGGAAUCUGUGUAUAGCAGAGGAAUCCGAAAAAUUGUGCCGAGCUGCUCACCAUGAAAAUAAGCCGUAUGUGAAGGGCAUUUAAGAAGAAGAAAAAAAAAAGUGUUAGGGAAAGGAAAACUAGAAUCACUCAGCAGAAUGUAAAAAACUCUUGGAAAGAAGCCUGAUCAGAAAAGAUGAGAAAUGGCUCAACUGUGGCUUCCAAGGCACAGACUGGGUUGGGUUGGGGGCUUGAUUUUAGGGAAUGCAUCUUAAGAACAUCAAAAGCAAGGGGAGAUAUCUGAGGCAGACCUAGAAAAGCAUUUGAGGAUAGCCAAAGUCUUUGAUCAACUGCAAGUAUAUUAAAUGCUGUCAGAGUUUCACCCUAUCCAGUCCCUUUGUGCCAUUGUGUCCCAGUCACUUUGAUGUCAUUCUGUGGGAACUGAAAAGAAUAUAUAGGACAGUGGUGGUUUACUUCAGAUAUUCUUUAAUUACGUUUUGUAGCUAUCUCUAUGGACACGUUGCGGAAUAAUGCUGAAUGUAAAAGGAACUUCAUCCCCUCGGUCACAAAGUCUGUCCCUGAUGCUCUAGGAGGAUCCAUAGAAAAAUAAGACAGUCUGUCCUCUCGCAGAGUUUACAGUUAGCUGGGAAUCGUGCAUGAGGUGUUUGGUUACUUGUUACCUAGUAAACCUCUGCUCUUGUAGCCUGAGCCGCUGUGCUUUCUCUGGAGUCCAUGUCAUCACUGCCCCAGGACCCAGUGACACCUCCAUUCUUCCUGCUCCUUGACGUAUUGCUGCAGGAGCAGCACAGGUACCAACAUUGAUCUCCAAUGCUUACAGCAGUCACCCAUUGGGAGCCGUUCCUUUCCAUCAAGAUGGAAUGGAAUUAAAUGAAAGAGAAUUUAAAUAAAAGAAGCAAGCUCUUUGAGGGUUAGGAUGUGAACCUUGGUAAAGUUGUUAUGUGUCAUGUGUCAAGCCUCGGGUUUAAAUCUUCAGUAAUGAAAACAAAAGCUCUACAUACUGACGUAAAAAUACUCUUCUAGAUCUUCUCCUAGAUUAAAGCCACAAACUCAUCUUCUAUUUGUUUCUCUGCAUUAGCACUACCUGCUAUGUACCCAGGAGGGUGUCCUAAAUGGUUAUACCAAUGGAUGUCAUUGCCCUUUUCACUUUUAUUUGGAUAUAGUCAAUGGGAUUCUUGAAAGCAGAAUUCCUCCCCCCCUAAGUUUUUGGGUAAUGUGCUGGCUGGUUUUGUGUGGUAGCUUGAUAUACGAUAGAAUAAUCAGAGAAAGAGGAGCCUUAGUUGAGGAAAUGCCUCCAUGAGAUACUGCUUUUAAAAUAUUUUCUCCAUCAGUAAUCAAUGUGGGAGGGCUCAGUCCUCAGUGAGUGGUUCUAUCCGUGGGCUGGUAGUCCUGGGUUUUAUAAGAAAAUAGGCUUAACAACCCUCUCUAUAGCCUUUGUAUCUGCUCCAGGGUCCUGCCCUGUUUGAAUUCCUGUCCUGAUUUCCUUCAGUGACUGACUACAUUAUGGAAAUUUAAGUCAAUUAAACCCUUCCUUCCCCAAC
This is a messenger RNA of Mesocricetus auratus (golden hamster), 2021 nucleotides long. It is a transcript of the gene CUNH9orf85, whose product is annotated as chromosome unknown C9orf85 homolog. The record is from RefSeq and is a predicted model, not a curated record. NCBI's taxonomy places the organism in Eukaryota, Metazoa, Chordata, Mammalia, Rodentia, Cricetidae. The transcript has 3 exons. The coding region runs from base 205 to 477 and encodes 90 amino acids.